UUGACACAGCUUCACACUCUCGACAUUUUCGAUCCAUAGGAUGGCUUCUUCGUCUCCUCCUACGGCGAUGAAGGAAGAAGGAGACUACGCAAACUGGGCUGAGCUUCCUCCUGAGCUAACGUCAUCGAUUCUUCAUCGACUCGGCGCGAUCGAGAUAGUGGAAAACGCUCAGAAAGUUUGUAGAACGUGGCGUCGCGUCUGUAAAGAUCCAUCGAUGUGGCGCAAAAUCGUCAUGCAGAACCUCGGAGAAUUUGGAGAUACUUAUUACGAGAAAUUGUGCCGCUACGCAGUUGAUUGUAGCCAGGGAGAGUUGGUUGAGAUCAGUCUCUGCCACUUCGCUACUGAUUCUCUCCUCAGCUACGUCGCCGAUAGUUCAAGUAAUCUGAGAAGCCUUAAAGUUGCAAAGUGCUAUGAAAUAACAAGCGAGGGACUUAUGGAAGCAGUUUCGAAACUUAAGUUGCUUGAAGAACUCGAGGUCUCAUACUGCUCAGUAUCAGGAGAGUCUCUUAAAGUUAUAGGCAAGUCUUGUCCAAAUCUCAAGACUUUGAAGAAAAACUGUGUGGGUUACAGGCGUCCUCGAGACGAGUGUGAUGAUGUUGCUCUAGCAAUCGCUGAAUCAAUGCCUGGACUUCGCCACCUCCAGGUUUUUGGGGACAGGUUAACAGACGCUGGUUUAAACGCCAUCCUUGACGGUUGUCCUAACCUGGAACAUCUUGAUCUGCGCCAGUGUUUCAACGUUAACCUUGUUGGGGAUCUGGAGAAGAGGUGUUUAGAGAGGAUUAAAGUUGUGAGACGCCCUAAUGACUCGGUUCAUGAUUACCCAUUCGAUGCAACGGUUAAUGACGUGUCUUCAGACGACGAUGACUACCUUUAUGGCUUCUCUGAUGUUGAUGUAAUGUCAGAAGAUGAGUUUUACUAUGAUGAUGCUAGUGACAAUUCUGACUUCGACCCGUACGAUUAUUAUUAGGAUGAAUCUGUGUUUCUAAAAUGCAAUGGAUUUGCGUUGUAAUAAAACCUUUUCAAAGUCCUUCACGACCUCCUUUCAAGCAUAUACUUGUGGUUUCGUUGGACUCUGUGUGUACUUGAGUAAUGUGUGUGACCUUUAGUAAUAUUGUAAACUCUAGAAAUGUGACAGAUGAUAGUAAUAAUUUCAUCAAAGAAAAGCAAGCCCUGUG
Molecule: messenger RNA, 1175 nt
Organism: Eruca vesicaria subsp. sativa (arugula)
Lineage: Eukaryota; Viridiplantae; Streptophyta; Magnoliopsida; Brassicales; Brassicaceae
Source: the annotation of a GenBank genome assembly